AUGAUUGACAUUCAUAUAAACAAAUUAAAACUGAAAAAAAUGAUUAUCCGAAAUAAAACUCUAAUUAAAUUAUUUUUUCUCUUAAUUUUUUUUACAAUUAUUCUGUAUGUAAGCAAGUAUAAUUUUAAUAAUAGAUAUGAAUUUGUGAGAGGUAAAGACCUUUUAGAACAAGCAAUUCAAGCAGCUAAAUUGGGUGGAAUUCAAGUUGAAGCGAUCCAUAAUGAACAUUUGAUUAAUUCCCAAUCAAAAGGAAAAACUGUUGAAGGUGCAAAUGAUCCAGUCACUAACGCUGAUUAUACUUCUCAUUGUGCUAUGUAUUAUCAGUUGAAAAAAAAUAUACCGAACGUUAAAGUGAUAUCAGAGGAAGAAUUAUCCGAAAAAGAAUGCAAAAAGUUAAAUAUAAGAAAUCUAAAAAAUUAUGAUAACGAACAUAUAACAAAUAUUGAAGAAGAAUUUGAGAGAAAAUAUAUAACCAUAUGGAUAGAUCCAUUAGAUGCAACACAAGAAUUCACCGAAAGCUUGACACAAUAUGUAACAACUAUGGUCUGUGUUGCUUAUAAAGGUAAACCUAUUAUGGGUGUUAUACACGAGCCGUUUUCGUCUAAAACAACAUGGGCUUGGUUAUCAAGAUCAAGAUCAAAUAAUUUCAACAAUAUUAAAGUUCCUAAGAAAAGAUCAAUUAUUAUUUCAAGAUCACACAAAGGUGAUGUAAUGGGUCUAUUAAAUCAACGGUUAUAUGGUUUACCAGUUGUAACAGCCGGAGGUGCAGGAUUCAAAGUAUUACAGGUCUUGUUUGGAAAUUCGUCAGCUUAUAUACAUACAACCAACAUAAAAAAAUGGGAUAUAUGUGCUGGACAUGCUAUACUCAAAAGUAUAGGAGGUGAUAUGACAUCGUUGGAAAAUGAAGAUAUUACAUAUGAAAAGUAUACAAGUAUGAUGCAUGUUGGAGGUAUAUUAGCUACUGCACGUGAUCAUUUGUACUAUAUAAAUGCUCUAAAAAAUGGAAGAAGUGAUUAA
This is a messenger RNA of Macrosiphum euphorbiae (potato aphid), 1017 nucleotides long. NCBI's taxonomy places the organism in Eukaryota, Metazoa, Arthropoda, Insecta, Hemiptera, Aphididae. The record is from the annotation of a GenBank genome assembly.